GCUUUCACUCUUACAGCCUUAAUAUUCCCUCCAAUGCUUCAAAUGCAAAGCACUAAGCACCCAUUCCAAUAAUAACAUCUACUAAACCCCAUUUUUUUGUCUCUCUCAAUUAUCAGUCUCUAUCAUUUUCUUCUGAUUCCUUGUUCAUUUUCUUGGUUUUCCAACAAUGGCGGUUGAUGUUUACUCUGAAAACUUUGUGGAUAUGAUUAGUCCCAGACUCUCAUUUUCUCGAGAUCUGGAAGAAAACGAAACAAAUACUAAUCUAAUCCAAGAAUUUUCUUGCAAAUUGGAUCAUUCACCCGCUGAUUCCGCCUUCGAUUUCGCUUUCAAUGUAGAUUCCAAUGUUGUUUCCCAUUCAUCAGCAGAUGAACUUUUUUCUAAUGGUAAGAUCUUACCUAGUAGUGUAAAGAAAGAAGAAAUCAAAACCUGUAAAAUUCUACAACAAAAAACAGUAACCCUAACACCCUGUUUGGAUCUUCCACCUACCUCAGAGACGAAGAAAAAGAGUUUGAGAGAGUUUUUAGAAGAUAGUAUAGAUCAAGAAGAACCAAACAACAAUUUCGGCACUGCUAAAUCGUUUUGGAAAUUUAGAAGAAGUAAUAGUCUGAAUUGUGAUCGAAAUCAACGAAAAGGAUUCAUUGGAUCUUGGAAAAUUUUGUCUAGAAGUGGAUCAACAGGAAAAUUUUUAGAGAAAAUUCUGGAAAAUGAAGAAGAAAAACCCAGAAAUUCACAUUCAAAAAAUUUCUGGAAAUUCAGCAACAAAAACAGUUUAAAUUCCGAGAAAAUUACUGGUAUUAUUGGAUCAUCAAAGAUCUUGAGAAGAAGUCAUUCAACAAGCGAUCAUUAUUUGACGAAAUCGGAUUCAAAACCUUUUAGGAGGAGUAAUUCAACAGGUUCAGCUCCAAAUACUAAUACGAACAAAUUGAAGAAACAACAAUCUCUGAAACAACAGAAAUAUGAAUUUGAUGGAAAUACAAAAUCAUGUCCAAAAAGAAAGGUAAAGGAUAAUUGUAAGAGUAAUUAUAAUUAUAGUUAUGAGAAUCAUUAUAAGAAUUUGAGGAUAAAUCCAGUAUUAAAUCUUCCAUCUCCAUACAUUUCUAGAGUUAGUGUAGAUUUGUUUAGUUUUGGGUCAUUGUUUUGUAAUGGUGCCAAAGAUAGAAAGAAGAAUAAAUGAAAUAUGGUAUUUUCUAUAUAUAGUGUGUCAUACUGUCAUUUGUCGUGCAUGCAAGUGCCACCGGCAUUAUGCCGGUGAGUGUGUUUGUUUAUGAAAUUAUUAUACAUCUACCCUCAAUUUUAAUAUACACACUAUGUACAAUUUUAAUUUUUGAAAUUUUUAACAUUAUAUGAUAAAAAGAUUGUUAUAUUUAAUAUUCUGAAAAUAUAUAUUAAGACCAAUAAAAAAUUUCAAUUGACUAUGUUUUAUAUUAU
Messenger RNA from Amaranthus tricolor (Joseph's coat), 1428 nucleotides. RefSeq lists its product as uncharacterized. Bases 167 to 1174 code for a protein of 335 amino acids. The record is from RefSeq and is a predicted model, not a curated record. Lineage: Eukaryota; Viridiplantae; Streptophyta; Magnoliopsida; Caryophyllales; Amaranthaceae. The transcript has a single exon.